This is a messenger RNA of Gongylonema pulchrum, 360 nucleotides long. NCBI's taxonomy places the organism in Eukaryota, Metazoa, Nematoda, Chromadorea, Rhabditida, Gongylonematidae. The record is from the annotation of a GenBank genome assembly.
AUGUUGCAGGAAGCUUCGAAAAUAUUGAUCACGAAGAAGAUGGACGAUAUUUUUGAUGCUUACCUCGGCUUUCACGAUGAUCAGCUCGCAAAUACGAUCUGGGAACUAAUUAAAAACAGCGAAAGUCCUAGUGAUCUACAAAAUAUUCUUCAGAAUGCCUCUUCUGAGACUCAAUUUAUCACCAACGGGGGUGUAGUGAAAUAUGUUAACCCCGUUUCUUCCGAGUCGGAGACGAAUCAUUUUGAUCUGCCCGAGGAGCUGCUUCUCGAUAUGUGGACUUUUGUGGAUGAUCACAGGAAUGGACGACUGGAUAAAAUUUUGCGGGCCGAACCGGAAACAAGUGAAACAGAAGAAAUUUGA